Messenger RNA from Loxodonta africana (African savanna elephant), 1355 nucleotides. RefSeq names its product hydroxyacid oxidase 1 (gene HAO1). The transcript has 8 exons. Gene Ontology annotation, cellular component: peroxisome. The record is from RefSeq and is a predicted model, not a curated record. Lineage: Eukaryota; Metazoa; Chordata; Mammalia; Proboscidea; Elephantidae. Gene Ontology annotation, biological process: fatty acid alpha-oxidation. The coding region runs from base 243 to 1355 and encodes 370 amino acids. Gene Ontology annotation, molecular function: oxidoreductase activity; FMN binding.
CAGAAGGCAACUAGUUUUAUUAAUCCCCUUCUGCUGCUUCCCCAACCCCAACUUCCUGUGACUUAGGUGUAUGAAAUUUCCAAGUCUAAGCAUAUGUUUGCUCUUUUUCAUGUAAGCAAUAGAGAACUAAAUCUGAACUUUGGAAAAAGUCUGUUAAUGAUUGACAAAUAAUGGAAUUGUCAGGGUGUAGAAGGCAAUGCAGAAUAAAUUAAAAAAGACUGGGGUUGCUGUCACCUGCAAAAAUGUUCCCUCGGCUACUUUGUAUUAAUGAUUAUGAACAACAUGCUAAAUCAGUACUGCCAAAGUCAGUAUAUGACUAUUAUAGGUCUGGGGCAAAUGAUCAGGAAACCUUGGCUGAUAAUGUUACAGCAUUUUCCAGGUGGAAGCUAUAUCCACGGAUGCUCCGGAAUGUUGCUGAAAUGGACCUGUCAACGUCUGUCUUAGGACAGAGGGUCAGCAUGCCAAUAUGCGUUGGGGCUACAGCCAUGCAGUGCAUGGCUCAUGUGGAUGGAGAGCUUGCAACUGUGCGAGCUUGCCUGUCGCUGGAAACUGGCAUGAUGCUGAGCUCCUGGGCCACCUCCUCAAUUGAAGAAGUGGCAGAGGCUGGUCCCAAUACACUUCGCUGGCUGCAACUCUACAUCUACAAGGACCGUGAGGUCACAAAGCAGCUGGUGCGGCGGGCCGAGCAGAUGGGCUACAAGGCUAUAUUUCUGACAGUGGACACACCUUACCUGGGCAACCGCUUCGAUGACGUGCAUAACAGGUUCAAGCUGCCACCACAACUCAGAAUGAAAAAUUUUGAGACUAGUGAUUUAGCAUUUUCUCCUACGGAAAAUUUUGGAGACAACAGUGGCCUUGCUGCAUACGUGGCUAAAGCAAUAGACCCAUCUAUCAGCUGGGAGGACCUUAAAUGGCUGAGGGGACUGACAUCCCUGCCAAUUGUGGCAAAAGGCAUUCUGAGAGGUGAUGAUGCCAGGGAGGCAGUUAAACAAGGUGUGGAUGGGAUCUUGGUGUCGAAUCAUGGGGCUCGACAACUCGAUGGGGUGCCAGCCACUAUUGAUGCCCUGCCAGAAAUUGUGGAGGCUGUGGAAGGGAAGGUAGAAGUUUUCCUGGACGGGGGUGUGCGGAAAGGCACAGAUGUUCUCAAAGCUCUGGCCCUGGGGGCUAAGGCUGUGUUUCUGGGGAGACCGAUCAUAUGGGGCUUGGCUUCCCAGGGGGAGAAAGGUGUCCAAAAUGUCCUUGAGAUACUGAAGGAAGAAUUGCGGUUGGCCAUGGCCCUGAGUGGGUGCCAGAAUGUGAAAGCCAUUGACAAGACAUUGGUGAGGAAAAAUCCUUUGGCUGUUUCCAAGAUCUGA